AAUGCAGGCCGUCGGAAGCGCUUGUGAUCAAAAACUCCACUCAUCACAUAAUAAAUUAAACAAAGAAUAAAAUUCAUUUGAAUUUUCUUUAUAAAUUAAAAUAACUUUAAUCAUGCGCUUUAUGGGAAUUUUAUUUAAACUCGUUUGAAACUUAAUAUUUAUUGUAACCUUUUUGGAGGAACAGUUAAAAUUGUAGAAAAAGAAGAAAAAAACAUGAAAAUAUUUUCCUGGCCAAAAGGGCUUCAUACAGUUUUGCAGUGACUAUUUUUUGAUCCAUUUUUAAUUUUUCUGUACAUUAUGACGUUCAAUAUAAUUUCACUGUAUAAAAAGACAUGGCCCGGAAACAAAUUUGGAGUGUCCUUUUUACAUGAUUCAAUUCACUGUGAACAUUGUUUGAAGGGUAAAAUUCACAUUUCACGGCAACUCAAGAAUCAGACCCAAAUCCAAGGUUAUAAUCCUCCUAGUGUUGAAGAUCUCACAAAAAGUUGUUUUUAUCAAAGUCAUUUGAAAUCAUUUGCCGAGAUCAAGCACAAUAGCAUUCCAGAAAGUUCUUUUUCGACUCUUGGUCUGAAAGUAACUAAAUCGGUAGCAGCUAAAUUAAAUCAACGUUCUGUUGAAAAAGACAUUAAAAGUCCUUUAGUAAAUCACUAUCAUAAACGAAGUGUUCUUAAAUCUAUAAAAUGUCCACGCAAAUCUAACGAUUGUGAAAACAAAAAUGUAAAAAAAUCUUCAAAAGCUGAAAACCAAGAACCUGUUCAUGAAGGCUUACAUAACAAUUAUUUCCCUCCAUCAAAAGUUCCUUUAGUAAAAGAAAAUAAAGGUGUGAAAAAACAGAAGAUUCCUAACAGCAAGCCAAUAUCGUCUUCAAAAUUGAUAGAAACUGUUAAAGAGCCUACCAAAGGGACCUUGAAGAGGAAAAGGUGGACUCUACAAAAAUUGAAGCAAAGUAAUCUAAAUUAUGAAGAUGAUCUUUUUGAAAAUCAGAAGUUUUGUAGCUUCGAAAGCAUAGUUGAGGAUAAUAGUGAUACUGAAAAAUAUGAAGGUAUGAGAACACCCCAGAUCAAUUUAUCUCCUGUUAGAGAUGGUAGCAAUACUCCAACAUGUAAUGAUUGCUACAGUCCUGGUGAACUGUUUAGUCAUAGGAAAGAAGCAGAAGAGUACAUUUUCAGAAGAGAAAAACGAAGAAAAAUGAAACUUCAAGAUGAAAGAAGUAGUAGCGAACCUUCACCAGAAAAACCUAUCAACACAGAUGCUUAUACUAUAGAUAUAUUGGAAAACGCAAGCAAAAUUCUUAAUAAAAUAUUUAAGGCAAAGGAAUGUGAGAAAGAAUCAGAUGAAGAUGAAUAUUUUACAGAUGUUUCAGAUAACUCUGAUUAAUAUUGUAAAAUAGAUAAGUUUAUUUAUGUACAUACGGCAUUGUAUUAUGUUAGUUCAUAAUGUUUAUUCAUGAAAUUUUCAUAGUGUUUAUUCACUGACUGUUCCAUUUUAUUUAUUGAUUUUAAUUAAACAUAAAUAUUUUACUCGGAAUUUGUAAAUAAUACUUGAUGAUUCUUAAAUGAUGUAUUUUACGACAUCGAUAAACCUAUUUUUAAGAAUAAAAGAAUUAAGAAGAAUAUAAUCUUAAUCUUGGCAAUAACAAUAUAAUAUUCAGUUUUAUUUAUUGAUUUUAAUUGACAUUAAUAUAUUUUACAAUUAAAGAAACAAGUUUUUAUCAUAUUAAUUUAAUAAAUGCAAUUUUUGUAAAUAAACUUUUUAUAAUAUUUUUACCUUCAAUAGCAUGUAUUUAUUUUUGGAAUAAAAUUUUAAAGUUA
Messenger RNA from Parasteatoda tepidariorum (common house spider), 1811 nucleotides. RefSeq lists its product as uncharacterized. The record is from RefSeq and is a predicted model, not a curated record. Lineage: Eukaryota; Metazoa; Arthropoda; Arachnida; Araneae; Theridiidae.